AAAUAAAAUCACCAUUCAGAGGGAGGGAAGGAAGGAAGGAAGAAAAUAUCAGAUUCUAAAUCGAACUCAUCUCUCACACGGUUAUAAAAGGGUCUUGGUGUGGUUCAGUAGCAGUGUUUCUCGAAUUUCUUCAUUUGCUGUCACAUUUUUGGGAAAGGGAGGCCUUGUGCGUUUCCAUUGUUUGAGGGUUAUUGAAGAUCUUCAUAUCCAACACAACCACUAGCCACCAAAGCUGUUGUUAGAAGGAGAGAAAUGCUGCUCAGGAGCUCUUCAACACCUAUUCUUGGUUCCCUCCUCCCAUGCCAUUCAGAAAGUCCUAACAACAACCUUUCUGAUGCAACUGCCAAACACCCACCGAGCACCAUUUAUCAAGCUCAUAACAAGCUCUCACUGCAUCAGACUGGGUCUUUGAAUCUAUCCCCAGUUUCUUGUAACUCCUCUCCCAUCUCUCCGUCUGUUAAUGCUGGCCAUAGAGGCUUUCGAAGAGCUCAAUCUGAUGGGAAUUUGAAGGGCCUGGCUUAUGCAUCUUGCAACAACAAUGAUGAGCUUAGUGCCCCAAACCUUUCCAAGAAAUCUUCGAAAAGACCCAGUUGCUCAAUGUUGCAGACUAUACCAUCUUUCUCAUUUUAUGGUUUAAGUCGCAUGAAUGAGGAAGAAGAGAAUGAUGAGGAAGAAGAGGGAGAGUGGGAAGAGUUGGAAGACAAUGAUAGAGAGAGAUUCAUGGCUAUGGGAGAUAGGGAAUUGACCUUCGAAAACAUAAAAAUGAUGGGCAUUAGGGAGAAUGGAAGUAGGAAUGUGGCUUUUGAAGAGGAAAAGGAGGUGGUUGGUUCAGAAAUUUACUUUGCAAGAGGACCUGGUGUGAGUGGUGUUGACUUUGGGGGCGGCGGUGGUGGUGGUGGUGGAGGGGAUUUUACUCCAAGAGGCUCUGGUGGGGAGAGCGGCGAUAGGCCAGGAGUGGAAGAGUAUUACAAGAGGAUGUUGGAGGAGAAUCCUAGCAACCCUUUGUUUCUGAGGAAUUAUGCUCAGUUUCUAUAUCAGUCAAAGCAUGAUCUCCAAGCAGCGGAGGAAUACUUGUGUCGUGCCAUUCUGGCAGAUCCAAGAGAUGGUGAAAUCUUGUCUCAGUAUGCAAAGCUAGUGUGGGAGCUCCACCGUGACCAAGAUAGAGCUUCAAGCUACUUUGAACGGGCCGUUCAAGCUGCCCCUGAAGAUAGUCAUGUCCAAGCAGCAUAUGCUAACUUUCUUUGGCAAACAGAGGAGGAUGAUGAUGAUGGAACAUGUCAUGUGGAUGCCAUGCCAACACUUCUCCAUGGAGAAGCCAUGGCUUCUGUGAUCAGUUGAAUUUCUGCAGUGAGUAGUUAGCAUGCCACUGAAUAAGGGGAGUCAUUCUAGUGAUAUGGAAUGUGUAUGAACAUCAUCUCAUGGUAUGCAAAUAAAUAAAUAGUCAAUUUUAUAGCUUAAGUACUACUUGCUUAGCAUCACAGUACAUUUAGCCUAAGAAUUUUUUUUUUUUUUUUGUUUUAUUUUCCUACUGGUGUUGGGCCAAAGGAAAGCUUUAGUAAAAGGGGUGAUUGCACCAA
This is a messenger RNA of Vitis riparia (riverbank grape), 1577 nucleotides long. RefSeq lists its product as uncharacterized. The transcript is spliced from 4 exons. The record is from RefSeq and is a predicted model, not a curated record. Gene Ontology annotation, molecular function: protein binding. Gene Ontology annotation, biological process: RNA processing. Lineage: Eukaryota; Viridiplantae; Streptophyta; Magnoliopsida; Vitales; Vitaceae. Bases 253 to 1338 code for a protein of 361 amino acids.